Molecule: messenger RNA, 2763 nt
Organism: Yamadazyma tenuis ATCC 10573
Lineage: Eukaryota; Fungi; Ascomycota; Pichiomycetes; Serinales; Debaryomycetaceae
Source: RefSeq, a predicted model, not a curated record
AUAAUUAAUAGCUUCUUUUUUUGAAAUAUAAUGACUAUUGAAUCGGUAGUUGACUUUGGCGUGUUGCCCAAGAUCUACUCAGUCAAAGAAAGAGAAAAGUACCUUAAAACGCCUUUUAUUGUCCAGGUGAUUAACUUGAGACACUAUGAGGGAAAAUCUAGGGUCAUUUUGUAUGAUGGCAAGUAUAACAUGCACGGGUUGUUAGAUAAGUCUCUUGUCGACAAAUUAGAGGGACAGGGCUUCCAGAAGACUUCGGUCAUAAAGAUCUUGGCCCACUCAUGCUUUGAACCAGAAAAAUUCUACACUUUGAUCGAUGACGCUGAAGUGGUUUUGCCUAAGUAUGAAAGUGAAGCUCAUGACACCAUCAAGAUUGCUGAAUAUUUCAAUCAAAACCCUCAAGAAAACUUCUUCAAGAGCAAGAAGGAACAACCUCAACCGGCCGCUGCCCCUUCCAAGCAAAGCUCAGCUGCUGAUGAAUUUCAGGGUCAAAGAAUUAGCUCAAUUGAACUGUUGUCACCUUACCAGAACAAUUGGGUCAUAAAGGCAAGAGUUUCAUUCAAGGGUGAUCUUAGAACCUGGCACAACGCGAAGGGUUCUGGAAAGUUGUUCAAUGUCAACUUUUUGGAUGACUCAGAUGAAAUCAGAGCCACUGCGUUCAACGAACUUGCUGAAAAGAUGUACGAAACUUUACAAGAAGGUAAAGUUUAUUACAUUAGCAAGGCUAGGAUUCAAGCGGCCAAACCUCAAUUCUCCAGAUUGAGUCACCCAUACGAAUUGUCUUUGGAUAGAGACACUAUUGUCGAAGAAUGUUUCUCUAACAAUGGUAAUGUGCCAAAAUUGAAAUUUAACUUCACUAAGUUGAACCAGAUUCAAAGUGCCGAACCAAACACGGUAAUUGAUGUUGUUGGUGUCUUGAGAGAGGUGAAGCCUGCGUUUCAAAUCACUUCCAAAAGCACUGGAAAGCCAUUCGAUAGAAGAGACAUCGAUAUCGUCGAUGACUCAAACUUCUCUAUCACCGUCGGAUUAUGGAAUGCCACUGCAAUUGACUUUAACUUGAGUGAAGGCACAGUCAUUGCUUUUAAAGGCUGUAAGAUCCAAGAUUUUGGAGGUAGAAGUUUGACUUUGACUCAAACUGGAUCAAUCUUACCAAACCCAGACGCACCCGAAGCCUAUCAAUUGAAGGGUUGGUACGAUAACCAAGGGUCGAAUGAAACUUUCCAAACUUUGAAGGCAGACAACGCUGGCUCCGCUAACUAUAUAAAGAACAGAAAGACCAUUGCUCAGGUGAAAGAAGAGAACCUUGGUGCUCAAGAACAGCCUGAUUUUUUCAGUGUUAAAGCAACUAUUAAUUUUUUCAAGACUGAAACUUUCUGUUAUCCCGCCUGUGUUAACAAACAAGAGGCGAGCAAUAACCUUUGUAACAGAAAGAUUAUUGACCAAGGUGAUGGUACUUGGAGGUGUGAAAAGUGUGAUAUUAAUUAUAGUGAAGCUACCUACAGAUAUAUUUUGAACUGUUCAAUAAUGGAUGCUACUGAACAGUUAUGGGCCACUUUGUUUGAUCAGGAGGCCAGCAAAAUCUUUGGCGUUAGUGCCAACGAAUUGCUAGUGUUGAAGGAACUGAACGAGGCGGAAUUCAAGAAAGUUGUUGAGGCAGUUACUAUGAAAGAAUUUAGUUUCAGAUUGAAGGCCAGGCAAGACAGCUACAACGGUGAAUCUAGAAUCAGAUACCAAACAAUGGCUGUUUACGAUAUAGACUUUGCUGCUGAAUGUGAUUUCUUGGUCAAGGAGUUGGAGGCCGUUUUGUGAAUGUGAGAGGAAAAGAGUCAAAACGAAAAAAAUUGUAUUAUUUGUUGGUUCAUUUUGUUUAUAUGUUUACUUGAUGAAUGAUAAUGUUUUCGAAUGGGAAACCUAGUAGUUUUUAGAAUUAAACUCUACAAGUCCAUUAACUUGUAACCAGAAUUUUUUUAAAACCUCGUUCGCCAGCCUUUGUCCUCUAGUCAAAAGGAGCUUGUCAAUAAACAACUUCUUGUCAUGGUCAUUAACGUGUUUCCAAUUCAUAUUUGGUAAUAUUUCCAUUAACCAAUUCUUAACGAAUAGUUGGUAUUUGGAGAUGAGAGAUCGAAAGACCAAAUAGUAGCAUUCUAAAGAAGACCGGGAGUUAUUCAAAAAAGAGCUGAGUAACUCUUGAAGCAACAAUCUACCUAAGCUCUGCUGAAAUAUAUUCUGAACCAACUCUUGAUCUUGUUGGCUGCCUCUUUUCAAGAGUAUUACUGCAGUCCAAAAUUUCAGUAAUGACUUUAUUAUGCUUACUUCAUUUGACUUGAAAAGGUUCACGCUAUAAUGGAGAACUUCAACAAAAAGAUUAACAUUGGAAUAAAGGAGCAAAGAUGGCUUCUUGUCUAACAUGCUAGUAAAAACAUCAGUUGAGCUUGACAACAUAUCCGGAUCACUGUUGCUAUCAUGGUCUUUGAAAUGGGGUAUAAACACAUUAGUCAAUAGGUCAUUAACUGUAAGUUCAUCCAAUAAUUUGUAGUUGGUCAAAGUGAUGGUUUCUAUUAGUUUGAAGAUAUGGUACAAUGAGUUUGCAUCACAAUGCCUGAUUUUCAAUGCCAAAUAUUCAAAGAUUACUGGCAAGUCAAAUUUGAAGGGAUUAUGUAUUGGCUCAUUCAAUCCUGUUUUAAAGAUUUGACAGCAUAUUUCUGUUAUAGUUGAUUUGUUCAGAAAAGGCUGAAAAUCAAUGGAGUACUUUCUUAUGAUGCUCAA